AUGUCGUCAGAUCCCUUGCAGCAAGUUUGCGAUCUAAUAAAGGGAGAUCUGUCACUUGAAAGGGUACGAGAUAUUAAGGAACAAUUAUUGAAGGAAAAAUCUGUAGUGGAAUACCAAUUGUAUAAAGAAUCAGACAAGUACUAUGGUGAAGUCGAAGAAUCUCUCAAAUUGUUAAACUUAUCCAAAAAUUCGGUCACCUCAAUUAAACAACAAAUCAAUGAAAUUAACAGGUUUGGCAAUGAUAAUCGAUUUGCAAUUAAUCGUUAUGAUAUACUUUUCCAAGCCACCAAACUAUAUGAAACAAUCAACACCACGUCCUCAAUUUACGAUCGAAUAUAUAACUUUGUUGCAUUGAUGGAACAUGUAGAAAGAUUGUUAGUGGCAGAACUAGCGGAGGAUGCCUUAGAGACUGGCUGUCCCCAUCUCUUGGAAAUUCAUUUCCUAUUAACCUCAGCACGAGACUUUCAAGAACAAGUUGUGAUCAUGGCAAAGGAAGCGACUGAAGAUGCACAACGUACAGUCAUGAAGCUCUUUUCAAGACUUUCAGGGAUAACAUCAAAAUUUGACAAGUUGCUGGAUGGGUUAACUUAUGACAUUGUGGAGAUGGCAAGGGCCGAACAAAUAUCGCUAGCAAUUCGUCUUUUCAAAAUUUACGACUUAGAGGAGAGGGAGGAUUUGAGGAUUGAAGCUAUUAGAAACAUUAUCAAGAAGAGGGAGAUUGAAAUUGAAAAAUCUUCGAUAAAAAAACUUCCAAAUAGCAAAAAUACUGCAAGAUUACAAGAGGAAAAACCCACGGUUAUAGAAUAUCCAACAAACAAAGGACUUUACCAAGAAAUAAUGAGCGGGACAAUCUCGACAAGGACAGCGGCCCGUGGUUACAAACAUUUUUUGAUAAAUGGUAUAAAUAAUUCCAUUUCUGAAAUGUUCGAGGAAAUGAAAGAAAAAUAUGUUGGCGAACAAAAAUUUAACGUCCUUGAUAACAUGGACUGGAUUUUCAACGAGUUGAUUAUUGUAAAGGAACAUAUUGCCAAUUGCUGUCCUCCACAUUGGAACAUAUUUGACGUAUACUUCAGUCAGUACUAUAAGGAGCUGCAUUCUUUGAUUACAGAUCUUGUUGAAUCCGAGCCCGAGACCAUUAUUAUCCUUGAUAUUUUGGCAUUUGAUAAGACAUUCCAAGAUACUUUGAAGCAAGAUUUUGGCUUUGCCAAGACUGAAGUCAAAUCAGUCAUCGGCGAUGAAGAAAAGGAAACCCUAUUCAAAGACUAUUUGAAUUUGAUAGUUGUUAAGAUGACUGAAUGGAUUGGUAAUUUGGAGAAAGCAGAAUUUGAUGUAUUCUUGGAACGAAGCACGCCACCUCACUCUGAUUCAGAUGGACUGCUUUUCCUUGACGGGACCAAGACCUGUUUUCAGAUGUUUACGCAACAAGUGGAAGUAGCAGCAGGUACUAACCAGGCAAAAAUACUUGUUGGUGUGGUUGAAAGGUUCAGUGAUCUGUUAACGAAGAGACAGAAAAACUGGAUUUCCAAGAUAAGUGGAGAAAUAAAAAAACAAAUCAAUUACAAUCACAAAUAUGACAUAGAUCCGGAGAGUAUAACUCCGGAAGAUGAAUGCCCAGGAGGCUUAGUGGAAUAUUUAAUUGCAGUUUCAAACGAUCAAAUGAAAGCUGCGGACUAUGCUGUUGCCAUCUCAUCCAAAUACGGUAAACUUGUUUCCAAAGUCUAUGAGAAGCAAAUUUCAAACCAUUUAGAAGGCACCUUAGAUGGAUUUGCUGAAGUUGCCCAAUGCAGCUCUUUAGGCUUAAUCACAUUGAUGUUUGACGAUUUGAGAAAACCCUACCAAGAAAUUUUCAGCAAGAGUUGGUAUAUGGGGAGUCAAGCACAGCAGAUUGCAGAUACACUGGACGAGUAUCUAUUGGAUAUUAAACCUCAGAUGAACUCUGUAUUAUUUGUCAACUUUAUAGAUAAUGUUAUUGGAGAAACAAUUACAAAAUUUCUGAAUGCUCUAUCGUUUGAGCAUUCAUUUAAAAGCAAAAAUAAUAAGUUUUUAGAGGCAAUGAAGAGGGAUUUCGAGAUAUUUUAUCAACUUUUUGUCAAAGUUCUGGAUGGUAACGAAAGUAAGGAUGCCUUAAUCACGCAGAAUUUUACCGUCAUGGAGUUUUUCAUGGAUCUAAGCUGUGAGCCAGUUGACAGCAUAUUGGAUAUUUGGCAAAAAUAUCUUGAGGUUUACUGGGAUUCACGUAUAGAUUUACUUGUAGGAAUAUUGAGGUGCAGAAAGGAUGUGAGCAGCUCAGAAAGAAAGAAGAUCGUCCAACAAGCCACGGAAAUGUUACAUGAAUACCGCCGUAAUAUGGAAGCCAAUGGCGUUGAUCGCGAGCCCACUUUGAUGAGACGGUUUGUGUUAGAAUUUGAGAAGUAG
Messenger RNA from Saccharomyces kudriavzevii IFO 1802, 2415 nucleotides. RefSeq names its product SNARE-binding exocyst subunit SEC6 (gene SEC6). The transcript has a single exon. The record is from RefSeq and is a predicted model, not a curated record. Bases 1 to 2415 code for a protein of 804 amino acids. Gene Ontology annotation, molecular function: SNARE binding. Gene Ontology annotation, biological process: exocytosis; exocyst localization. Lineage: Eukaryota; Fungi; Ascomycota; Saccharomycetes; Saccharomycetales; Saccharomycetaceae. Gene Ontology annotation, cellular component: exocyst.